Messenger RNA from Trematosphaeria pertusa, 708 nucleotides. RefSeq lists its product as uncharacterized. NCBI's taxonomy places the organism in Eukaryota, Fungi, Ascomycota, Dothideomycetes, Pleosporales, Trematosphaeriaceae. The transcript has 2 exons. The record is from RefSeq and is a predicted model, not a curated record. The annotation marks the transcript as partial.
UCCGAGACCGCACAGCCCGAAUCCACCGCCGAACCCAAGAGCACCGAAGAAGCCAACACCACAGAAAAGCCCACAGCAACAGACGAGCCCACCGCGACCGGAAGCGAGGAAAGUAGCAAGGCCACCGGCAAAGCCAGCGGCACAAAAAAGGCAACAGGGACAAAAACGACCGGCAAGCCCAAGGCGACCAACUUCGGCGCGGACGUACCAGCGGGUGGCAUCUCAAUGAUAACGCCUGCUGUCAUUGCAGGGCCGCAGUUCUACAAGAUCGGAGAUUGGGUCGAGUUCGCGUGGAACUACACCUCCCUCUCCAUGACCCCCAAGCAUAUUGAUAUCAUGGCGACGUGCACGGCGAACCAGGCAACCUACACCAUCGCAGUAAACCAGUCCGUGGAAGAGACAGGCAGGGUGUACUGGAACACGAACGAGACAUCAAACUUGCUCACUGAGACCUACACCCUCCUCAUCUACGAUGCCGAGUCCAGUGUCAGCGCGACGGCUAAGCCUGGAUAUUUGGCUGUGUACAACCAGUUCACGUUUGGCAUGUACUCGCCACAGCCCUACGUGCCAUGGAAGGACUUCAAAUGCGCAAACUGCAACGCCGCCCUCGGCGCCUUCGACAGCCUGACCCUUAGAGCCCUCCUCCUCACCUCCGCCACAACCCUUGCCUCGCUCCUCUAUUUCACUGCUAGCUUCGGUCUGUGGUAA